GUUAAGUUCCUGCACAGAACGCUCCUGAAACUAGCAACUUUCACAGAAGGCAUCCUUAUCCUUGGCGGAGAACUUAACCUACCUUUGGACCCAAUAGCAGACACCUCCACUGGACAUAGCACAGUAGCACAAACAGCAAUCAGAACACUCCGCAGAACGCUGCUUGAUUUGAGACUGGUGGAUGCUUGGCGAGCACUCCAACCAGACGGCCGAGACUACACGCACUACUCGACCUUCCACAGGCGAUACUCGCACAUUGACUAA
This is a messenger RNA of Pelobates cultripes (western spadefoot toad), 264 nucleotides long. NCBI's taxonomy places the organism in Eukaryota, Metazoa, Chordata, Amphibia, Anura, Pelobatidae. The record is from the annotation of a GenBank genome assembly.